CCCAUGAAGCUCUAAUCACUAAUUUCUUUGUUUUUUUCCCAUCAUACAAAGAAAACCCCCAUGUUUUUUUUCGAGUUUCCAAAUGAAUCAGAGGUAGAUUCGUGAUUAAAUACGUGAUGGAAGUGAAGGAGGGGAAAGGAAAAGAACCGAGCUUGAUCGUGAAAACAUGGAAGAGGUGCAAGUCCAUGGGGAACCCGAAGACGGCGGCGGCGGCCGAUGACGGAGAGAGACGGAGGUGGCGGCGCGUGAGAGCACCUGGGGGAUGUUUCACGGUGUACGUGGGUCCACAGAGGCAGAGGUUCGUGGUUCGGACAGAGUACGCUAAUCACCCACUCUUUAGGGUUUUGCUGGACGAGGCCGAGUCGGAGUUUGGUUUCACCAGCGACGGACCAUUGAUGUUGCCAUGCGACGUGGUUUCGUUCCGGGAGUUUCUGGCGGCGAUGGACGAUCGUGAGAUCGCCGGAGAUUUGAUCGGACGGCCAGGAUGCCACCGGCGAGGGUUGUCGGGAUGUGGGCUUCUCAGUCCUUCUAAGAUUGGGAUUGGGACUACUACUUAUCAGUCUCGGAGGAAAUUUAGUUAUCAUAGUAUUGAAGCUUAUAAUUAUUAGAGUUCUUUAAAAUAAAUCACGAAUGUAACCAAGUUCUAUAUGUGAUUAAUAUCAUAUAUGAAAAUGGUAUGUUCUUAACAUUUUUA
Molecule: messenger RNA, 694 nt
Organism: Tarenaya hassleriana
Lineage: Eukaryota; Viridiplantae; Streptophyta; Magnoliopsida; Brassicales; Cleomaceae
Exons: 1
Coding region: 117-608 (163 amino acids)
Biological process (GO): response to auxin
Source: RefSeq, a predicted model, not a curated record